Knipowitschia caucasica is the source of this 729-nucleotide messenger RNA. Lineage: Eukaryota; Metazoa; Chordata; Actinopteri; Gobiiformes; Gobiidae. The record is from the annotation of a GenBank genome assembly.
AUGCAGGACAUACUGGAUCAGGAGAAGCCGGCGGCUGAUGAGGACCAAAAGCUUAUGGCUGUGGAGGCUCUGGACCGACGGAACAACUGGGAGCCGAGUGUCUUCUACUCAUUAGGAAAAGAAUCAUUCUUUUUGGUGGGACAUGACAUCGUAAUCAGGGAGUCUAUGGAUACAUAUGGUGCCUUGAUCUGGCCUGGGUGCAUUGCUCUGAGCCAUUUUUUAGAGAACAACCAACAACAAAUAAACCUUAUGGAUAAAGCAGUGCUUGAGAUUGGUGCUGGGACGGGGUUACUUUCUAUCGUCGCCAGUCUUUUAGGUGCCUGGGUGACAGCCACUGACAAGCCAGACAUUUUAUCCAACCUGACAUUUAACCUUUUGCGAAACACGAAGGGCCGUUCGCGGUACACUCCUCAGACGGCUGCUCUGACCUGGGGCCAGCACCUGGACAGAGACUUUCCCCACCCAGCCUUCCACUACGACUUUGUGCUGGCUGCAGAUGUGGUGUACCAUCACGAGUGUUUGGAGGAGCUGCUGAAGACCAUGCAUCACUUCUGCAGACCGGGCAGUGGCACCACUCUGCUGUGGGCCAACAAGAACCGCUUCCAGUCCGACCUGAGCUUCACCGAGCGCUUCAAGGAUAAUUUUAAUGCCACGCUACUGUGCGAGCUGCCACAGCAGGAGGUCAGAAUAUUUAUGGCCACAGCAAAGAGCCGCGAUGAUGUGGUGUAG